GGGUUGAAGAAAAUAGUAGGAUUGGUUACACGGUAACUUCAAAUUUUGUUUGUUUGAAGAGUUCUGAAAGAAGGUGGAAGGAAGUUGAAGAAAAACACGGGACAGCGAGGCACAUGGCGAGCAAAUAGUUAUAUAAAUGGUUCUGCUUUGUUUAGUUUAGCCUCACACCCAAAUCUGACUUAUUGGAUGGUCCCUUCAACCUCGGCCUUUCACUUUCUCUUCCUCUUCCACUCACAUUCACAUUCACAUUCCAUGCCAGUGUUUUAGGCAACAUCCAUUUUAUCUCUUCAUCUUCUUUCAACUAGACAGAGAGCCAGAACCAGAGUCAGAGAAAAACAGAACAGAGUAAAAGGAUAAUUAAUUAGUGGAAUAUUGCUUGGAUCAUGAAGCAUAAAGAUGGAAAACCGAUCAACCAGCCAAACAAGAACAGAUCUUUGACUUUGGCAAUAACGUUUAUUGCUCUAUGUGGUUUUUCUUUCUAUCUGGGAGGAAUCUUUUGUUCUGGGAAGGAUGGAGUUGUUGUCAAUACCAUUCAGAAGACCGUUGAUUCUCCCAAGCAAUCCUCAGGUUCUUUGCAAAUUAAGCCCAUCAGUUUCCCCGAAUGCGGCAUGGACUAUCAAGACUACACACCAUGCACAGAUCCAAAGAGAUGGAGAAAGUACGGCACGUAUCGGCUUACUUUGUUGGAACGCCAUUGCCCUCCAAUUUUUGAGAGGAAAGAAUGCUUAGUUCCUCCCCCUGAUGGAUACAAGCCUCCAAUCAGAUGGCCAAAGAGUAGAGAUGAAUGUUGGUACAGGAAUGUUCCAUAUGAUUGGAUUAACACACAGAAGUCUAAUCAGCAUUGGUUGAAAAAGGAAGGGGAAAAAUUCCUAUUUCCAGGUGGUGGUACUAUGUUUCCUAAUGGUGUUGGUGAAUAUGUUGAUUUAAUGCAAGAUCUGAUCCCAGGAAUUAAAAAUGGGAUGGUGAGAACUGCCAUUGAUACUGGCUGUGGGGUUGCUAGUUGGGGUGGUGACUUGUUGGAUCGUGGGGUUCUAACUGUUUCUCUUGCCCCAAGAGAUAACCAUGAAGCUCAGGUUCAAUUUGCUCUGGAGCGUGGUAUCCCAGCCAUUCUCGGCGUCAUUUCUACACAAAGACUUCCUUUCCCAUCAAACUCCUUUGAUAUGGCUCAUUGCUCCAGAUGCCUUAUCCCAUGGACAGAAUUUGGUGGAAUUUAUCUAUUUGAGAUACACCGUAUUCUUCGUCCCGGAGGAUUUUGGGUUUUGUCUGGUCCACCAGUCAACUAUGAGCGAAGGUGGCGUGGAUGGAACACAACUGUGGAAGAGCAAAGAUCAGACUAUGAGAAGUUGCAGGAUUUGCUUACUUCAAUGUGCUUUAAAUUGUACAAUAAAAAGGAUGAUAUUGCUGUAUGGCAAAAGGCUAAAGACAACAGUUGCUAUGAUAAACUGGCUAGAGAGAGCUAUCCACCAAAGUGUGAUGACAGCCUUGAACCAGAUUCAGGAUGGUACACUCCACUCCGUGCUUGUUUCGUGGUUCCAGAUCCCAAGUACAAGAAAUCAGGUCUCACAUACAUGCCUAAGUGGCCUGAAAGGUUGCAUUCUACACCUGAAAGGGUCACAUCUGUUCAUGGUGCUAGUACCAGUACUUUUAGUCAUGAUAAUGGCAAGUGGAAAAAGCGAAUUCAGCACUACAAGAAGUUGCUGCCUGACCUUGGAACUGACAAGAUAAGAAAUGUCAUGGACAUGAACACAGUUUAUGGAGGUUUUGCUGCAUCUUUGAUCAAUGAUCCCUUGUGGGUCAUGAAUGUGGUCUCAUCUUAUGGUCCAAAUACACUCCCCGUGGUUUUUGAUCGAGGCCUUAUUGGAACCUUCCAUGACUGGUGUGAAGCUUUUUCUACCUAUCCUAGAACAUAUGAUCUCCUUCAUCUUGAUGGACUCUUCACGUCAGAAAGUCACAGAUGUGAAAUGAAGUAUGUGUUGUUGGAAAUGGACCGAAUUCUAAGACCUGGUGGGUAUGCUAUCAUUCGAGAGAGUACUUAUUUUGUUGAUGCCAUUACAACCAUUGCCAAGGGAAUGAGAUGGGGAUGUCGCAAAGAAAACACCGAGUAUGGUGUUGGCAAAGAGAAGAUUUUGAUAUGCCAGAAAAAGCUAUGGCAGUCAUCAAACAAAGGUUCAAGAUGACAAACUCUGAAAUCUGUUCAGUGGUGAGCAGGGGUGACUAGAAUCGUAAUUCCAAAGGCAGAAACAAAGGGAAACGAAUUCAGAACCCCUCUCAACAAAGAUUGAUUCAUUCUAUGAUAUAGACGCCAAGAAUAUGUAGAAGUUUAAAUUUUUCAAGUGAAGAAUUGGUAACUCAAUAAUCUGAUUUUGUUAAGUUAUAUAGAAAUUUUUCAUAUAGAUAAUAUUCUUUAUAAGGCAUCAAUUGUAUCAGGUACCCCCUCACGUUUGUCUAUUUUUUUGUUGUGUGAUAUCCAUGUCACGAAAUGAGAGUUUUAAAUCCUACACAAAGCAUAUGAUAUGCUAUCUACUAGAGGAUGAUACGUUCUCUAUCACUGUUACAUUAAUACAGUAGAGAAAUGCUUGUAAUAUAUUUUUUAGUUAUUAGUUAAAAUUUAUUAAAAAUUAUGCAAAUUUUGUUU
Messenger RNA from Abrus precatorius (Indian licorice), 2635 nucleotides. RefSeq names its product probable methyltransferase PMT20. The transcript has 8 exons. Bases 384 to 2177 code for a protein of 597 amino acids. The record is from RefSeq and is a predicted model, not a curated record. Gene Ontology annotation, cellular component: cytoplasm; endosome; trans-Golgi network. Gene Ontology annotation, molecular function: methyltransferase activity. Lineage: Eukaryota; Viridiplantae; Streptophyta; Magnoliopsida; Fabales; Fabaceae.